AUGAUGGAGACCCAUUCAACAGGCUCGCGAUAUUUCAAGAUGGCUACCGAGCUGACCGUCCAGUCCGAGCGCGCUUUCCAGAAGCAGCCUCACAUCUUCCAAAACUCCAAGGUCAAGGCCAAGAGCGCCAGACCUGGCAAGUCCGGCCGCAGAUGGUACAAGGAUGUUGGUCUUGGUUUCCGUACCCCCAAGACUGCCAUCGAGGGCAGCUACAUUGACAAGAAGUGCCCCUUCACCGGCCUCGUCUCUAUCCGUGGCCGUAUCCUGACCGGUACCGUCGUUUCCACCAAGAUGCACCGUACCCUCAUUAUCCGCAGAGAGUACCUUCACUUCAUCCCCAAGUACUCCCGUUACGAGAAGCGCCACAAGAACCUGGCCGCCCACGUCUCCCCCGCUUUCCGUGUUGAGGAGGGUGACCAGGUCACCGUUGGCCAGUGCCGUCCUUUGUCUAAGACCGUCCGUUUCAACGUUCUGCGUGUGUUGCCACGAACUGGCAAGGCUGUUAAGAAGUUCAGCAAGUUCUAA
[Torrubiella] hemipterigena is the source of this 525-nucleotide messenger RNA. Lineage: Eukaryota; Fungi; Ascomycota; Sordariomycetes; Hypocreales; Clavicipitaceae. The record is from the annotation of a GenBank genome assembly.